UCAGCACGGGAACCGCGUCGUCGAACCGAACCCUCUGCUCGGAGGAAUAUUCAGUAUUAUCAGUACUGGAACGCGAGUCAGACCUGUUAACUGUAAAGUAAGAUUUCUGAGUGUUUGCAGAUAGCAGAAGUGUUUUGUGUGUGUCCAGUGAAGAGACCGUUUCCCCUCUGCUAUAAUGAAGCACCAUUUUCACAUGAGGAGGCAUUGACACCGGCACAGCCCUGUCGCGCCCACAGCGCCCCCUCUCGGCCCGGGCGGCCCACCAUGCCCCGGCCAUGAAGGGCUACCAGGUGAGUCGUAGUCUGUCGCAACACUCAUCUGGUCCUUGCUACUGCAUGCCUGAGGAUUGUGAUGCUGCGAGGGACUACAUGCACCAUCCUGACCACUACCAUGGGAACAAUGACCACCCCUACUACUCGCCCGGCGGACCCCCCGAGCCCAUGACUAUGGCCCCUUCAGGGGGAGGAACCUUCCCCCGCUCACACCUCACUCACCAACAGCCCUAUGACUCCACAUGUGAGGAGUGUCUUUCUUCAGCAGGGCAUGGUCAUGGCCACGGCCAUGGGGGAAAGAUGCACCGCAUCCCACCAAACCUCCUGAACCAGUUUGAGAAACAGCUUCCCUUCCACCCUGAUGGCUUCCACACCUUGCAGUACCAACGUACAUCCAGCGGGGAGCAGCGCAGUGAAAGUCCAAGUCGCAUACGCCAUCUGGUGAACUCUGUGCAGCGUCUUUUUGCCAAAUCUCACUCGCUGGAGACGCCCUCUAAACGAGAGUUUAAUGGCACCCGUGGAGGAGAGUAUCGGGAAAGGGACAGGGGGCACCGUAGUGGAGGGGAGGAAGGGGGAGGACAUAAUUAUUCUGGAACACACCAGUCUCGCUCUGCCCGCCGCAACAAGAGCCGAGAACGAAGCAAGAGCGGAGACUCUCGCCACGAGUCACGAAGGACGCGCCACCGCAGCAAGACAGCUGGGUGGUGGAGCUCUGACGACAACCUGGACAGCGACAGCAGCUUUCUGGUGGGGACAGGCAGGGGAGGUCGGGGCUGUCCCUCCGGACAUGAAACCCUGGAUGCUGCUAUCCAGGAGCUGACUCUGAGGAAAGCUAAAGGGCCUCCUCCUGGAGAGUGCAUGGCUUGCACCAGCAUAGCUAUGGCAGGGGACAGUGGGCACUCUCUAAAGAGGAGCACAUGGUCAGCCAUGACAGUCAGUCAGGCUAGAGAAGUCUAUCCACCCUCCCGUGGAGGAGGAGGGGGAGGUGGGGGAUAUGAAAAGGCAUUGGUUCCCGUGGAUCCCAAAAUGAAGGAACGAUCAAUCCACUAUCUGCAGGUGCCUUCAGAUGACUGGUGUGGUAGUGGUCCAUCUGACAGUGGUGGAGAGAUUCCCUGCAGACGUAUGCGCAGUGGCAGUUACAUCAAGGAUGGGGAUGAUGACAGUGCCGACUCGGACACCAGCCCCAAAGUCUCACCCAAAUCAGCCCUCAUCGCCCAGAGAGAAGCCUUCCGUCGCUCCCUUAGCAUGGACCAGCGCUCCUCCACAUCCAAGUACUCCUGUAAACAAUGUACAGACGCCUACCCGAACAGCCGUACAACUCCAAAAGGUCAAAGCCGCUCGCGCAGCUACACACGUUCUCUGACCAGCUCUCAGCUGGGAGACACUCUGAAUCUGUUUGGAGAGAUGGAAUCACAGGCUGUCGAGGCACUAGAUCUACCCGGAUGCUUCCGUACCCGCAGUCACAGCUACGUGCGGGCCAUCCAAGCCGGUUGCUCCCAGGAUGAUGACUGUCUGUCUGUGUUCUCCAUGUCUGGCCCACAGGGGAGCAUGAAGGGCGAAGCAGUAUUUCCAUACAGGAAAGGCCCCCCUCCUCUGCCACCACGCAUGUCCAAGCCAACAAUCUCUGUGACUGCUCAGAGUAGCACUGAGUCCACUCAGGACACUUACUUCCAGAGCACAGGGCAGCCCACUCUGGUCCACCCCAGACAGCACAGCAACUCAGUGGACCUGACGGAGACCAGCGGGGGCCGUACCUCCAGAAGUGGUCACUACCUGGGUGGAGGCCCGGCGCGGGUCAGACAGAGCAGCAACUCUGCAGAGAGCUUAAAUGGCAGGGCCCUUCAGACAGUCAGCUUCAGUGGUGGACCUGUUCCAAUGAAACCAAAACACAGUAGCUCAGCUGAUAACCUGCUGGAGGGGCCAAGGGUAUCCAGAGAUCGGGCUGGAGGCAGCCUGGGUAAAUCUGCCUCCCUGCCACAAAACAGUAUGUCUUUGGCGAAAGCUCUGACUGGACGAGAGGACUUCAAACUGGAUGGAAGGGGCAGGAAAUGGAGACCCUCCAUAGCAGUGCAGGUGGACAGCUCAGAGACAUUGACCGACUCAGAUCCAGAAAGCAAAGCGCUGCGAGAGGUGCACUCCAUAGGAGUUCAAGUGGAGGAUGAGAAGCGACGAGCUCGUUUCAAACGCUCCAACAGCGUGACAGCAGGUGUCCAGGCUGAUCUUGAGACGGAGGGUUUCAGUGGGCUGACCGUCCCCACUCAGGACAAGGGUCUGCAGUUCGGCUGCUCAUUCCAGUGCCACUCAUCUGAACCAGAAUCAGCCAGCCAGUUUGCAGAGUACCGCACAGUGCACACACAAGGCCAGUGGGCCUACCGUGAGGAUUACCACGGUGGUUACACUACUGAGCCCGGUCCAGAAAUGAGGGCCCUGCCUUGCUCACACUCUCCCCUGCCUCUGGCACCCGAGCGGGGAAUGGGAGUCUGGAACGAGGGCCCACGGAGCCUACCGGAGUCAGGUAGAGCCUCGCCCUGCUUACGGGAUGGAGAAUUCUUCCUUCGUCUCCUACAGACAGAGGUGGAGAGGAUGGAGGGAUGGUGCCAGAACAUGGAGAGAGAAGCAGAGACAAACGAGCUGCCAGAAGAGGUGCUGGAGCUCAUCAGAGGAGCUGUUGGCAGUGCUCAGAUGCUCAUGUCACAGAGAGUACAGCAGUUCUACAUGAUGUGCCAACAUAGUGUUGAUCCCUCAUCAUACCCUCAGCCCACCAGUCAGGAUAUGGCAGGUUACUGGGACCUCCUUCAGCUCGCCAUCGAAGACAUUCGAGUGAAGUUUCAGGACCUCCAGCGGCUGAAGGACUCGGGCUGGAGGUUGCCCCCUGAGAAGAAGGAGGACAAAAAGGUUCCGCCUCCAUUACCAAAGAAGCCGGCUGGCGGUGUGACGGGCAGCCUGCGGGCCGACAGCACGACUGAGGCUGGGAUGGGCGGUGGUGGAGGCAUGCUGGUGGUUUCACGUGGGCGUAGCGUGCCCGAACGGGAGAAAUCGCUGGAUAUGGGUGAACGCCAGAAGCUGGAGAUGCGGCGUAGGCUACUCCAGACCAAACGCUCCGCUUCUUUCCGACAGAAUUCUGCCACAGAGAGUGCAGACAGCAUGGAGAUCUACAUCACAGAGGCUCAGACGAGACUCUGA
This is a messenger RNA of Xyrauchen texanus (razorback sucker), 3455 nucleotides long. RefSeq names its product disks large-associated protein 3-like. The record is from RefSeq and is a predicted model, not a curated record. Gene Ontology annotation, biological process: signaling. Gene Ontology annotation, molecular function: molecular adaptor activity. Gene Ontology annotation, cellular component: glutamatergic synapse; postsynaptic specialization. Lineage: Eukaryota; Metazoa; Chordata; Actinopteri; Cypriniformes; Catostomidae.